AUGGAGGUGAGCACCGUGUCUCCAUCUCCCGCCUCUCCGGCUGAAGGAGAUGAUCUGUGUGAGAUCGAUGUCACCGAUGUGGCCAUGCACAGUGUGACUCUGCUCAUCUGCCUCUGUGGGCUGGCUGGGAACGGGGCUGUCAUCGGCCUCCUCAGCCUGAAAAGCAGGAAUGCUGGCAUCUUUGACCUGGCUGUCAUUGACUUCCUCUUCCUCCUCAUUGCAGUCCCCUUCGCCCUCCUCAUCUUGGUGGAGGAUUUGUCCUGCUCUCCUAUCCUGCCCCUGUUGUACAUGAACUUCGUUUUCCAGCUCUCAGUGGUCUCCUGCUACUGGGGACUGUUCCGGCUGAUGCCCGGCAGUGCUGUACUGUAUAUGUACAGGCUCUGCAAGCUCUGCUGCCACUUUGACCUUCCUCUGCGCCUGUUGUGGGUGGUGGACACUGUCCAGUAUUGGGCUUUCUUUGCUCUCUUCACUGUCAUUCCCACAGUGACAUUCCUGUGCCCAUCACACGAGCAGGAGCACUGCCGGGCAGCUCUCAUCUCUGUGUACAGCAUAAUCCUGCUCCUCGUUGCUGCACCCCUGUUCAUUUCCAGCACAAUUGACUUCAUUAAGUCCAAGUGGGGCUCCCAGCAGCAGCAACCCAAGAGGCGCGACAUUGUUAUUGACCUCACUGUGCUCUUCACUCUUCUCCUCAACAUCUGCAGUUUCCUGCAGCAGCUCGGUUACAUCCUUGUGUCCUCAGAGGUGGUUUUCCUGCUCACCUGCAUCCUCAGCAGCAUCAAACCCUUUGUCUACUUCUUCGCAGGGAAGUGCAGGGGGCCCUGCUCCGUGCAGUCCUUCCAGCUCUCCCUCCAGAGAGUCUUUGAGGAGCCAAAAGAAAAAAUGGCCCACAGCAAUGAUCCUGCCAUGGACACAGGGGUGUGA
Passer domesticus (house sparrow) is the source of this 921-nucleotide messenger RNA. RefSeq names its product mas-related G-protein coupled receptor member B4-like. The transcript has a single exon. Bases 1 to 921 code for a protein of 306 amino acids. Gene Ontology annotation, cellular component: membrane. Gene Ontology annotation, molecular function: G protein-coupled receptor activity. NCBI's taxonomy places the organism in Eukaryota, Metazoa, Chordata, Aves, Passeriformes, Passeridae. Gene Ontology annotation, biological process: G protein-coupled receptor signaling pathway. The record is from RefSeq and is a predicted model, not a curated record.